AUGCAGUUUCGCGUUGUGCGUGGUCUCUCACCGAGUUGCAACGACGGCAAAAACACGGCGUCAGGCUCAGAAACAGCACGUCUGACCAGAACAGCACACAAGCCAAUGAAGAAACCAGCACGUUAUCGAUUUCAGCAAUUUGAUGCUAAUCACCAUUCUCAAAUCGCAACGGACUUGACAACAUCUCUCAAAGAUCUUCUCUGUAACUUUAGCGACACCACCAAACUGAUUCCAUCUGUUUCAAAGCUACCAGACAAUCCUAAGAAACUUCAGGCAAGACUUCAUAAGGCAAAGAAACAAUCACUUUUUAACAACCUUCUUGAACGAUGUAAAGAUAGUCGUUAUCAAUCAAGAAUACAGGGUUGUGGAGGUCCCAAUUCAGGGAUGUGGUUAGAUGCUAUGCCGAGCUCGCACCACUUCAUUCUCAGCAAUGAUGAUUUUCUCAACGCUGUUUGUCUGCGGCUCGGAAGAGCAAUUCCUAGCUUACAAUCCUUGAAUCACUGUAUUCCACAGUGUGGUCAACAAAUGGAUAUCAAAGGCUAUCAUGCUAUUACAUGUAAGUGGGGUGGAGGCCCUAUUCAUCGGCAUGAUGCCGUAUUGGACUGUUUUUUUGAAAUGUCAAAAGUUCUGGGAUUCAAUUGUCGUAAAGAGCUACCAGCCCAGUUUACUAACAAACAGCGGCCUGACAUAGCCAUAUAUAAUUACAAGGAUGGAAAGAAUCUUCUUUUAGAUGUGACCAUCACACAUCCGUGGGCAAAACGAUCUCUUCGCUCAGGUAGCAGUACGCCAGGCUUUGCAGCAACGGAAAAGGAAAAGGAAAAAGGAUGGGAAGUAUCUCGCCAAAUCAUCGAGCCUUGGAUACUUGUUUCGUCCCCUAGCGUUGGAGGUGUUUGGUCGUUGGGAAAACAAAGCAGAAGAACUGUUGCAAGAGUUUUCUAACCGCUCUCUGUCUUCGUUAGGCAUGAGUUCUGGCGAGUUCAAGCAAUACUGGCGACGAAGGAUAGCGGUGUGUCUACAAACAUACAACUCUAUUAUUCUAAAGAACAAGGUGGCAAACAUAGUUAGCCACAGUAGCUUUGACUUUACGUAAUU
This is a messenger RNA of Corticium candelabrum, 1092 nucleotides long. RefSeq lists its product as uncharacterized. The record is from RefSeq and is a predicted model, not a curated record. Bases 1 to 939 code for a protein of 312 amino acids. The transcript is spliced from 2 exons. NCBI's taxonomy places the organism in Eukaryota, Metazoa, Porifera, Homoscleromorpha, Homosclerophorida, Plakinidae.